UGAUAAAAAUGUGCUCUUUACCAUCCGUCUGCUGUUUUCUGAAAGGAUCCUUCUGGGGAUGUUUUAGGGACCAGAAAACUAUUAUUUUGGGAUUGGUCAGAGGAAAUAUUUCAUCGGUGGAUUAAAUUCUUUACUCCCCUGGGCUCUUGCCAGUGUUCCCAGAAAAUAUUUGAGUUUUAAUUUGAGGCUUCUUUUUGGACAUCUUUACAAAUGAUUUAAUGUUGUGAUGCAGAAUGACUAAAUUAUUCUGAUCACAACAAUGUCAAGCUGUUAUCUGGCUUUGUGUGAUUCACUUUAAAAUCAAAACCUUUUCCAUCAUCAUCUCUCGGCUGGACAAACCAGCACCCAGCCUUUAGUCAGCAUGACUUCUGGCAGCAUCGACUCCAACCAGCCGAUGACACAAAGCGACAUGAGGCCCCGGGUGAUGGGUUUGAUCCUGAGCAUUGCCUCCUGCCUCAUCAUCUCCAUCAACCUGCUGGUGGCAGCUGCAUUGCUGAAGCUGCUGCUGAAGAAGAGCAGCCAAAGCUGGUGUUUCGUCCUCAACUUGGCUCUGGCUGACAUUCUGGUGGGAGUGGGCAUCACUGGCCUAGCCGUAGAGGACUUCAACAACAACAACGCUGUUCUGAACCAACACAGCCACACGGCUGCUCAUCUUCUCAUAAAACCGACGCCUCCUCCUAUUAUUCAGGGUAAAACACGCUGCUUGCUGCGCAUGGCCUUUGUGACAUCACCCUGCACGGCAUCCAUCAUGUCCAUGUUUCUGAUCUCACUUGACCGCUAUGCAGCCAUCAAGAUGCCGCUGCGUUACUCGCUGCUGUCGGGGAAGUGGACAGCAGCCUGGUCCCUGCUGGCUGUGUGGGUCAGCUCCAUCACUAUGGGGUUUUUACCAGUCGUAGUGCAGCAGCUGCAGGCGAGGAAAGCCUACGACGGUUUCUGUGCCUUCUUCUCUGUCAUGCACGAGAUCGGCAUCGUCGUGGCGUACUGCGUGCUGUUUUUCCCUGUUCUCUCCUUGUUCAUCUACAUGUACCUGGACAUCCUCAAGAUCGCCUGCAGCCACCAGAAGCAGAUCUCCCAAGUCAGGCACUCCAGGAGUGCUGACCACCAUUACGGACAUCACCACCCCCAGCAUCAGCAGCUAAGGAGUGGGAACUGGAGUCAUGUGAAGGCCCUGAGGACUGUGGCGUUACUCAUUGGCUGCUUCUUAGUGCUCUGGUGCCCCUUUUUUGUGGUGUGCAUUGCGCACAUUCUGUGUGAAAGCUGUGGACUCAAAGAGGUUCUAGAGAACUACCUGUGGCUGCUGGGCCUCUCCAACUCACUCAUCAACCCCCUGGUUUAUGCCUUCUGGCAAAAAGAGGUACGACUGCAGUUAGCGGCCAUGUUUUUCUGCAUCACAAGCAGGUUAGCCGGACCUGGAGGUAUCUCUGAAAGAUGCCACCCACUGCCUCAGGUGCAGACUCAAACCUGUGUUCCUGCUGGAGAUGCUCCCAGCCCGUCAUUGUUAGACCCUGUCAGCAGGUAUCAGGCUCACGUUCUGUCUGCCACAACCAGUUUGUGAGAGGAACAAAAAUAUAAAAUGUAAAUGAAUCUCAGCAACAAAGCCUUGACUGAACCUCCAGACUGGCUCACUGAACUGGUGUUUGGAAGCAGAAAUAUUACCAGUAAAUAUGAUGCUGUCUCUGCAAGUCCUGGAACCACAGUAGUGAAGUCAGAACUUU
Melanotaenia boesemani (Boeseman's rainbowfish) is the source of this 1715-nucleotide messenger RNA. Its product is annotated as glucose-dependent insulinotropic receptor. Gene Ontology annotation, biological process: G protein-coupled receptor signaling pathway. Bases 362 to 1555 code for a protein of 397 amino acids. Gene Ontology annotation, molecular function: phosphatidylcholine binding; G protein-coupled receptor activity. Gene Ontology annotation, cellular component: membrane. The transcript is spliced from 2 exons. The record is from RefSeq and is a predicted model, not a curated record. NCBI's taxonomy places the organism in Eukaryota, Metazoa, Chordata, Actinopteri, Atheriniformes, Melanotaeniidae.